Ochlerotatus camptorhynchus is the source of this 1534-nucleotide messenger RNA. Its product is annotated as solute carrier family 2, facilitated glucose transporter member 3-like. Gene Ontology annotation, biological process: monosaccharide transmembrane transport. Gene Ontology annotation, molecular function: hexose transmembrane transporter activity. Lineage: Eukaryota; Metazoa; Arthropoda; Insecta; Diptera; Culicidae. The record is from RefSeq and is a predicted model, not a curated record. Bases 1 to 1449 code for a protein of 482 amino acids. Gene Ontology annotation, cellular component: membrane. The transcript has 7 exons.
AUGGACUUCAAGCUACCGGAAACAGGCUGGACGCCAAGUUUAUUAUUUUUCGGUUUUGUCGUUUGCUUCGGUGCAGCCAUACCGGCAGGAAUGCAAGUUAGUGUUAUAAAUGCCCCAGCUAAGCACAUCCAAACAUGGUGCAGAGAAGUCAUUUCAAUCCGUUAUGGCUCUAUUUUAUCUCAAGACGAAAUGGAACUAUUUUGGGCAUCUGUGGUUACAGCAACGGUGAUGAUGGGUAUGGUUGGUUGCCUCUCGGGUGGUCAAAUAUCGUCUAAACUAGGAAGGAAAAAAUCGUUCCUGAUUUCCGGCACGCUUCUAGCCAUCUCAGCUCCAUGCUUCCUAUCCUGCCGAGCUUUAUCUUCAAUUGAACUUCUUUUCAUAGGAAGAAUCGUUGCAGGCUUGGCGCUGGGUCUGAUACUCUCUGUUAUGCCAAUGUAUCUAGCGGAAGUCUCUCCGCUUAAAAUGCGUGGUGCAAUGGGAGUUUUACUACCAUUAGGUAUAACCGCAGGCGUUGUGGUUGGACAGAUAGUCACUCUGGACCAAUUGCUUGGCUCGGCAGAUCUGUGGCACUAUGGGUUGGGCUGUGGUGUUUUGUUUUAUUUGUUUUGCUUUGUGCCUUAUAUUUGGUUACCUGAAAGUCCUGAAUAUUUGUACACAAUAUCAAAGAAUCCUGAAGCCGCACUGAAGGUGAUUGACAAGUUAUUCGGACAAAACGCAAUCGAUGAUGCCUUCGUAAAGCAAAUACGAAUACCCGUUCCAAUCACCAAACAAUCCACAUCCAUCUCACUUUGGACAGUACUUAUGGACAGUAAAUUAAGGUUACCAUUAGUAUUACUAUUUUCAAUGAACAUGGGUUGUGGUCUCUCAGGAAUCAAUGCAAUAUUUUCUUAUUCUGUCUCAACGCUGGAACGGAUUGGAAUAAGAUCAAAUGACGCAAAACUGGUAAGUGUUGGAUUUGGCUGUAUCAACCUUGCAGCAUCUAGUUGUGGUCCUUUCCUGAUGGCCAGAUUCAACCGUAGACCCCUGAUGCUGAUUUCGUGCGUAGCUUGUGGAACAACUCUCCUUAUCAACACAGUGAUUAUCCAUUUUAUAGAUUCGGUUGAUUGGUUCGCUAAGGCAUCAAUAGGAGCUAUCGUACUAUUUCUCCUUUCAUAUCAACUUGGUGUUGGCCAAAUACCAUUUUUCAUAGGUUCUGAGCUAUUUGACAUAGAGCCUCGGGCAUCCGCACUUGCACUGGGGAACUUUGGCAGUUGGUUAUCAAAUCUCAUCAUAGUUAUGUUAUUUCCUAUCGAACAGCACGCUUGGGGAGCAUUUGCAUUCCUGCCAUCUUCCGCAGUAUGUUUUAUAUUAGGAUUGUUUGUGUUUUUCUAUCUGCCGGAAACUCGUGGACGUAACAUCAGUGAUACAGCACUACUCAUCUCAAAAGGAUUCAAAUCUUAUGUUCGGUAAUUCAUAACAACUUUUAUUGCACGUCAAUCGCCCAACAAUAAACAGACAACAACCAACAAUUAUCACAGCUUUUCGCGGUUUCUGU